Penicillium brevicompactum is the source of this 225-nucleotide messenger RNA. RefSeq lists its product as uncharacterized. The transcript has a single exon. The record is from RefSeq and is a predicted model, not a curated record. Bases 1 to 225 code for a protein of 74 amino acids. Lineage: Eukaryota; Fungi; Ascomycota; Eurotiomycetes; Eurotiales; Aspergillaceae.
AUGGAAGUUCGUAGCAACACAUCCGUAAACGGCAGUCGCUCCCUGGCGGCUGAGGAAAUGGCCCAGCAGGACAGCCGCGAGGGCUGUCUGGACCCUGUCUGGACCCCACUAGACCACCCCUCAGCACUAACUACUCACCACUUCGGACGGGUUUUGACUGACGGAAUCUUCCCUUGUCAGCUCAUUACUCGUGCUUUAGAUAUGCGUGACACACCUCAUCUCUGA